CUCCAAAGAUUAAACAGUCAACUCAAGAUGGCGCACCCUUACGUGAAACAAUACGGUUAUGGUUAGAGUUUAUUUCACGGAUAAACUCCGUUCCCAAAAGGGGUUUGAGAAUGAAAAUAAGUAACUAAAUGAAUCUAUGUCCACCAAAAAAAAGACAAACUAAAUAAAAUCGACGUUUAGUAUAUUUUGCCAGGCACAAAAUACCGAAGCGGAAGUGUUUAAGACGGAGCUCUCUUGCUUCCUCCCCUCGCUCGAGUGUGCUCGGAUUUUAGCCGCGAAUAUUUAAAAAUGGCGUCCCGGGGAACGUCUAUUUCCAAAGCCGCCAACAAACCAAAGAAAAGUACGUUGCUUUCCGACGCCCUCAAACUUGCAAACAGCACAUUCGAAACGCGAACUUUAGACUCCACCUUGGUCGGAGAAAGCAGCCAAACGGUAGAAGACGAUGACGGGCCGGCGGUGUUCGUCUGCGGGAAAUGCAGGCUGCCUGUCGGGGACUCCAUGUCUUGGGAUGGAGCCGAGGACCAACACUGUCAAAUACGCUUAAAAAGGACCACUGACAAUGUUUUCAUCGGAAAUGACUCUCGGCUGCAUGAAGCCAGCAAAGGUUAUCUCUGUAUCGUCAAGGAUCUGUUGUGCCGAGGCUGCCACUCGGUGCUGGGCAUGGUCUACUCCUCCACCCCCAAGAGGCUGGACAGCAAGAGAUUCACUUUCUGUUUCAACGUGGCCGACAUCGAAAGCUACGUGCUGGGCUCAGCCAGCCAGAUGUUGGCAGCCGAGGACCCCAAGGAGCAGCCGGUGACCGUGGAGUACAAAGGCCGUGUUGAAAAGCAGAUGUUUGAGAUGAAGGAGCUGGUGGUCUCCAUGGCUGAGAAGUUGGAGGAGCUGGAGUUCGGCGGUCAGGAGGCGUGACGCAAAUAUCGUGCACCUUCCUCCAUGCCCCCGUCCAAACAAAGACAGUCUGGCCCCGCCCCGACUCGCUCCUCGCCAUCAAUCACCCUGUCAGCACAAGCGGGGGCGGGGGGCGGGGGAAAACGCUUAUGUCAGCACAUUACCGCUUCGAUCGAUUUUACUUGUCUUUCCUACAAAUAAAAUGUUUUUUUCAAACAAAGUGGGUUAUAUUUGUGUAAUCUCUUCAAUUAGCAACAUCCGGGGGAGGGAUUUAGGAGUCAAGCGGCGCGUUUGAAGGCUUUAAGGUCGUGGCGGGCGAUUACCGGCGCUAAGUACGUUUGUUUACCAACUGCCCUCUAAUGUGCCUAGCAACACUUUCUACCUCGGCGGCGGGAAAUAAAAAGCCCCCUUGCCGCACCCGACCUCAGCCCUCCUCCUCCUCCUCCUCCUCCCUCCACGAGGUUUCAUCAGCCUCUUCUUGCUUCAUCAACAACAACCGCGUCCAACCAGCACGCCGUAUCCGAGGAGCCGUCACGAUGGCAACAGGGAGCACGUGCUAAAACGGAUGCCUGUUGCCACACACACACACACACACACACAGGGGGAGGAGCUAACAGCUAAUCGGUGUGUGUGAUGAUGAUGUCCUCCACCCCCUCCCUUCCUGGAAACAACAAGCAAACCACAUGUUUUUGUUGUUGCCAGAUGUUCAGCUCACAUUCAUACGUUUAUCUCCACCUGUGACCCCUGAGGUCACACACGUGCACUUUCUCCAGGUGUGUGAGAAAACACACUUCCAUGAGUGAGACGUUGUACGAGCGAGUCACCAGAUGACCUCACAGGCUUGAUACAUUUUGAAACCCAUUUC
This is a messenger RNA of Nerophis lumbriciformis (worm pipefish), 1753 nucleotides long. It is a transcript of the gene mis18a, whose product is annotated as MIS18 kinetochore protein A. NCBI's taxonomy places the organism in Eukaryota, Metazoa, Chordata, Actinopteri, Syngnathiformes, Syngnathidae. Gene Ontology annotation, biological process: chromosome segregation; CENP-A containing chromatin assembly. Gene Ontology annotation, cellular component: chromosome, centromeric region; chromatin; nucleus. The record is from RefSeq and is a predicted model, not a curated record.